Molecule: messenger RNA, 1008 nt
Organism: Bombina bombina (fire-bellied toad)
Lineage: Eukaryota; Metazoa; Chordata; Amphibia; Anura; Bombinatoridae
Gene: RDM1
Product: RAD52 motif containing 1
Exons: 7
Coding region: 1-897 (298 amino acids)
Cellular component (GO): nucleolus
Source: RefSeq, a predicted model, not a curated record
AUGGAGGAUGGUGUGGGAGGGUGGAAGAGGGUCAAGGGGAGUCGUCGCAUCCUGCUGAGAGCGUCAGAGAGAGGUCAGGCAUUGGUGCAGGGGCUGCGGGCUGCCCUUGCCCCGGCCCUGAGCCAACAAGUGCAGUGCAGCCACAGAGAAACUUGUUCUUUGCUGAAGGUAUUUUCGCAGUUUGGGGCUCUCUACUCUCUUAGACUUCUUCCAAAUGCUGGCAUAGCUGAUCCUGGUUACUAUGCAGUUGCCAAAUUUUACUCCUCUCGAGAUGCUGCCCGGGCACAGGUGGCAUGCGACAAGAAGUCCCUGUUCCAGCAUUUUCCACUGAAGGUGCGUGUCUGUAACAAACAGAAAGGAUUUCAGAACAAAUUUCUUGCACUGAGCAGCAACAAGUGCCAGGAUCUUGCCAACCAUUAUCUAGGAUUCAACGGCUGGUCCAAGAGGAUUAUAGCUCUCCAGAAUAUUUCAGGCUUUGAUGAGCAAGAUGAUGAAGGCCUGGAGCAGAAUAAGCUGAAAUAUUUGUGUGUCCUGGAAGUUAUGUUUCCCAAUCAUGGAAUUCGCAGUCGUGGGGUGGGUGUUGCUGAGGAAGUCCUGGAAAAGUCUAAUGAUCCAUUAGAACCUCUUGUGAAAACAGGGAAGCUGCAGAAAUAUGCUGUUCAGAAAGCCUUGUCUGAUGCGUUCCAGAAAAUACUCUUAUUAAUUUUUGAUAAUGGAAAGGUUGCUGUGGAGCAUGUUCUUUCAGAGGAUAAUGCUGUUGAAUGCUUAACAGAAGAGGAACUACAGGGAUUGAUACAGGUAAAUGAUUUUACUUGGACGCAUAUGACUCAGGAAGGGGAAGAGGAGGAUCUCUCAGAAAUGACCUUUCAUGAAGAAUCAUUUGCAGAUAGGAAGUAAAAAGAUUGGCGAAAUCAUGACAGAUCUGUUUAUCUGUAGAAUUUUUUUUUUUUUAUUGUAAAUUGUUGCUUGAUUUUAAAGAUUUAAUUAAAUUUAUAUUUGUUACUUGGA